Molecule: messenger RNA, 1165 nt
Organism: Cokeromyces recurvatus
Lineage: Eukaryota; Fungi; Mucoromycota; Mucoromycetes; Mucorales; Mucoraceae
Exons: 5
Coding region: 25-1071 (348 amino acids)
Molecular function (GO): oxidoreductase activity
Source: RefSeq, a predicted model, not a curated record
UUUUUUUUUAAUAAAACAAGAGAAAUGGUAUCUGUUAUCCUUUCUGAAAAUGCAACAACGGAAACCAAGUUUAAAUAUGGACUUGAAUUAAAAAAAAACAUGAAUGCUUCUACCCCAUCUUCAGCAAGCCAACAAAAAACACUUGUUAGAAUUCAAGCUGCUGCUUUAAAUCACCGUGAUAUUUGGAUUUUAAAGGGUAUGUAUGGUGGUAUUAAAUCAGGAUCUGUUCUUGGAUCCGAUGCAGUUGGUUAUAUAGUGAAUACACAAGAACGUGUUUUAAUCAAUCCUGGUUAUGGUUGGGAAUCAGAUGAGAGAGGUCCUGAAAAUGAUUUUUAUAUCUUGGGCUUAUUACCUUUACCAGGUACAUUAACUGAGGAACCCGUCUUAUUUGAUAGUAAGGAUAUUGUACCUUGUCCUCAACAUCUUUCAACUGUUGAAGCUGCUGCUUUACCUUUAGCAGGUUUGACAGCUUAUAGAGCUUUAUUUACAAAAGGUUUAGUUAAAAAGGGAGAUUAUGUUCUCGUUACUGGCAUUGGCGGUGGUGUUGCUCUAUUUGCACUUCAAUUUGCUGUUGCUGUUGGUGCACAUGUUUACGUUACUUCAUCUAGUCCCGAGAAAAUUAAAAGGGCAAUUGAAUUAGGAGCUAAAGGAGGCAUUAAUUAUAAAGAUGAAAAUUGUAUCGCAGAGUUAAAGAAAUUAUUAGGUAAAAACCUUUUGUCUACAGUGAUUGAUGGUGCAGGUGGGCCUCUUUAUAAACAAUUUCAUAAAGUAAUGAAAGAAGGUGGUAUAAUUGUUAAUUAUGGUCAGACUGCAGAUACAAGUGGUAUCCAUUAUAUGAUGUCACUUGUUGUAAAGAAUAUCGAACUUCGUGGAUCUACUAUGGGUUCUCGAAGAGAAUUCAAGGAGAUGGUUAAAUUUGUAGAAGAAAAAAAAAUUAAGCCCAUUGUAUCAAAAGUUUGGAAUGGAUUAAAUAGCCAAUCUAUUGAUGAGGCUAUAGCUACAAUGAGUCAAGGAAAUCAGUUUGGCAAACUGGUCAUUCAUUUCCCCCAAAAUGACAGCCCAAGACUUUAAACAAGUCAAUACGUUAUGACAUUAAUUAAGUCUCUUGCUAAUUCAUUUGUAUUUAAAUUUUCCCUGUAUGUCUUCUAAAUGCUAUUAUAUGGGC